Messenger RNA from Annulohypoxylon maeteangense, 861 nucleotides. Its product is annotated as glycoside hydrolase family 61 protein. NCBI's taxonomy places the organism in Eukaryota, Fungi, Ascomycota, Sordariomycetes, Xylariales, Hypoxylaceae. The transcript has 5 exons. The coding region runs from base 40 to 744 and encodes 234 amino acids. The record is from RefSeq and is a predicted model, not a curated record.
CAUUCUUCAAACUCCGUAAACUCGUCGAACUCUUCCAGAAUGAGAACCGCCGUCGCCGCACUUGCGUUGGCAGCUACAGCUGCUAGCCACGCUACAUUCCAAGAACUAUGGGUUGGUUCGAAAGAUGAGGUGUCUACCUGCGCUAGGCUCCCCACGAACAACAACCCGGUUACUAGUGUAACGUCAACUGAUAUUCGCUGCAAUGCCGGCGGCACUAAAGCUGCUGGCGCCAAAUGCAGCGUAGCUGCUGGUGAUUCCGUUACGGUGGAAAUGCAUCAACAACCCGGCGACAGAGACUGCUCGAAAGAAGCACUAGGUGGCAACCACUUCGGCCCCGUUAUAGUAUACAUGAGCAAAGUCGAAGAUGCCGCCUCGGCCGACGGAUCGUCAUCAUGGUUCAAGAUCUUCGAGCUCGGAUACGACUCCUCCACCAAGACCUGGGGCAACGACCUACUGAACAAGAACUGCGGCAAGCAAGAAGUCAAGAUCCCCGCCGACAUUGCCGCUGGCGACUACCUCUUGCGAGCUGAAACAAUCGCUCUACACACCGCAUCCCAGGCAAACGGUGCCCAGUUUUAUAUGAGCUGCUACCAACUCACGGUUACUGGAGGAGGAUCCGCGAACCCAGCUGGUGUUAAAUUUCCUGGCGCGUACAGCGCUAGCGACCCUGGCAUCAAAGUCGACAUCUGGGGUAACGGUUUUACCGAAUACAAGAUCCCUGGCCCGGCUGUCUACUCUGGUUAAAUUUCUCUAAUGUUAUUACGUGGAGCAUUAUAAUAGGGGAGGGAAGGGGCUAGGGGACGGCGAACUUUCGUGAUGUUCAAGUAGUGCACGUCAUAGCGGGAGUUUGCCCUAGGAAAC